AAGAAAUGGGCCAUUUCACAAGGAAUUCAAGAAAGUGAAUUUUUUCCUUCAUCAGUUUUGCAAAUUUCAAUUUAUUUAGCGUGUUUAACACAACAAUCCAAUUCUCCUGCUCCUGUUAUUGAGGCUUUUUACGCAAUCAAAUGGGCACAUGAAAUUGCCGGGUGUCCGUCCCCAACUGAUAAUCGAUUUGUGAUUAACAUCUUAGAGGGAUCUAAACGUUCUUUAUCCAAGCCGGUAUCAAAGAAAGAACCCAUAACAGUCGAUAUGCUGAGGAAAAUUGAUCAUGUGGAAAUUUUCAUUGAGUCCAGCAAAACGGAUGUAUACAGAGACGGAACUAGAGUUGUUAUAGCGAAAGUGUGUUCGGAUUUGUGUCCAGUCAGUAAUUUUGAAUUAUAUCUCAAAUUAGCAGGCAUUCCAGAUGAUUCACAGGAUUAUGUAUUUGUUGCUGUUUCUAAAUGUGACAGUGGUUAUAAGAUUAGAGAUCGUGGUAAACCUCUUUCGUAUACAAGAGUUCGGGAGAUUUUUCUUGAAGCGUUCACUGGCAUUGUUGAUGACAUUAAAGCGUAUGGAUUACACAGUUUGCGAUCUGGUGGAGCUACGGCUUCCGUCAUUCGUGGGAUUCCGGAUAGGCUUUUUAAGAGACAUGGACGAUGGCGGUCGGAAUCGGCGAAAGACGGGUAUGUGAAGGAUCCACUCACAGAGCGCCUAAGUGUUUCUAAAAAUCUUGGACUAUAAUGAUUUUGUGUUUGUUAUUAAUAUUAUAAAUAAUUAUUAUUAUAUUUUUGUAUGUAUAAAUAAAAUUUUCAUAGUUGGAUUCAUUUAAUAUUCAUUUUUCAGUUUAUUUUCCCGUUCUUUGUUUUUAUAGCUGCUGCGUGUCGUUGCUAGUCCAUUUAAUGUGUUAUGUUAUUUAUCUUAUUACUGAUUUGGUAUCAGGAAUGAAUGGGUUUUAAAGGAGAAAUGUGAUUUCUUUCGUUUGAGGAACGAAUUAGACAGAAAUCAAUUUCUACUUGGUAAUAAUAAUGAGUGGAUUAUUCCGGAUAUUUAAAGUUUUCAAUUCGAAUACCUGUUCAGGUAUGUUCAGUCAUGCGGUUCUAUAGAACCGGUUUUUCAAGAUAUAGUGAGUUAAAGCCAGUUUAGGACGACACGUAGAGCUGAGAACACGGUUUAAAUUUGAAUGAAUGAAUCCAACUUAUAUUUAUAUUGUGUAUCUUAAUAAUAUGUAUAUUAUUAAUAUAUUAAAGCUGCUGCGUGUCGUUGCUAGUCC
Messenger RNA from Saccostrea cuccullata (small rock oyster), 1264 nucleotides. RefSeq lists its product as uncharacterized. Lineage: Eukaryota; Metazoa; Mollusca; Bivalvia; Ostreida; Ostreidae. Gene Ontology annotation, molecular function: DNA binding. The coding region runs from base 265 to 735 and encodes 156 amino acids. The transcript has 2 exons. Gene Ontology annotation, biological process: DNA integration; DNA recombination. The record is from RefSeq and is a predicted model, not a curated record.